CGUACUUUCUUUGCUUUGACUCUUUCUUUCCUUAGCUCUUCUUUUUUCUACCUUCUCCAUCCAAAUCCUCCAUAAACCAAAGCCUUUACUCAUUCUUCCGUAGUUCACCAUUUUCCCUUCGUUCGACCUACUCUCAUUAGCAAUUUUUAUAUUAGGUAUUAUUACAACCAGAAGAAGAGUCGUUGGCAACACAAUCUUUUGAGUUUUUGAACUUAACUCUGAAAGAGUUUUAGGGUUCAUUAUAGCAGGAGAUUUAGGAGUUAACGGCAGAAUUUCUUUUAUUAUACAUCAAGUAUCAUUGCUACCAGAAGAGGAGCUAUUGGAAUACAAUCUUCUAAGUUUUUGAACUUAACUCGUGCAGCAAGAAAUUUAGGAGUUGACGGCAAAAUUUCUUUUGUUUGAAAAGCUAUUUUUCCUCUUCAUCAGGUCAAAAGCCAUGUCCAUCGUUGAAGCUGCUUUAUCUGUGUUCUUUGAAGGGUUGUUUAGUAAUUUGGCCUCCUCUGAGUUUCUCAACUUUGUAACUGAGAAGGAAGUUUGCGAGGAGCUCAACAAGAUGGAAAAGACACUGCGCAAUAUUCACGCAGUUCUAAAUGAUGCCGAGGAGAAGGAAAUGAAUGAUGGGCGUGUGAAGAGUUGGUUGGUCCACCUCCAAGACUUGGCAUACGAUGUGGAUGACAUAUUGGAUAAGUUUGCUACUGAAGCUUUGAGACUCAAGUUAACAAGGGAACAUCAAGAUCACCGCCCAAGGAAGUUACAAAAGCUUGUUGAUGCUUGCUUUACCUGGUUCAGGGGUCAUAAUUUAUCAUUUAAUAAGGAAAUGAUGUCCGAGAUAAAAGAGAUCACUGCUAGAUUUCAAGUUUUAGAAGCAGGUAUAAGUCUCUUGGCUCUGACUAAAAAUGGUGGUGGGAGGCCCAGGAGAACAUGGGAAUGGCGAUCAACCACUUGUUUGGUGAAUGAAACUCAAGUCUACGGUCGGGAAAAAGACAAGGAAACAAUCCUUGAUUUGAUUUUUGGGAGUGAUGAUAGCAAUAAAUUUUCUGUGAUUCCCAUCAUUGGCAAAGGAGGGAUUGGCAAAACAACGCUUGCUCAGCUUGUCUACAAUGAUAGUCGUGUAGUUAAGCAUUUUGAUUUUCAAGCAUGGGUAUGUGUUUCUGAUGACUUUAAGAUGGAGGAGAUAACGAAAUCAAUCUUACAAUCAGUUAGUCCUGAAUCUUUUAAUGUUGGAGAUGAUUUGAAUAACCUUCAAAUAAAAUUGAAGAAGAAGCUGGAGGGAAAAAAACUACUUCUGAUUUUGGAUGAUCUUUGGCAUGAAAACUAUGAUGAUUGGACUCGUCUAAUAUCCCCUUUUGGCAUAGGAGCUACGAUUGUUGUGACAACUCGUGGUCAAAGUGUUUCAUUAAUGGUGAGUACUAUCCUAGGUUACAAGCUGCCAGAGUUGUCAGAUGGUGAUUGCAUUUCUAUAUUAACUCAACAUGCAUUAGGAGCAAAAGAUUUUAGUGGGCAUCCGAACUUAAAAGAAUAUGGUGUACAGAUUGUGAAGAGGUGCAAGGGAUUGCCCUUAGCAGCUAAGACCAUUGGAGGCCUUUUGCGCAAUAAGCUGGACGUUGGUGAAUGGGAAAAGAUACUAAGAAGUGAGAUUUGGAAUUUACCAGAAGAGAGGAGUAGCAUAAUUCCAGCUUUACGAUUAAGCUAUCAUCAUCUUCCUGCAGACCUAAAGCGAUGUUUUGCUUACUGUGCCAUACUUCCCAAAGGCUAUGAAUUUUCCGAGGAAGAAAUAGUCCUAUUAUGGAUGGCAGAAGGCUUUCUGCGAGUGGAAGCUACAAAGCGAAAUGAAGAUUUGGGUCAUGAGUACUUUCAAGAACUUGUACGGAGGUCAUUUUUUGAAGUAUCCAGCAAGAAUGAGUCUCGAUAUAUAAUGCAUGACCUGAUUAAUGAUUUGGCUCAAUCAGUUGCCAAAGAUAUAUGCUUCAGAGUGGAGGAUGACAAGGCAUUGAACGUUUCCCGUCAUCCUCGCCAUUUAUCUUGCAUUGUUGGUGGGAAAGACAGAAUUAAAAAUUUCCAAGUCUUUAAAAGAAAGAAUUUAAGAACCUUCCUACCGUUGAAGAUGCCUGGAGGGUGGAUGAAUUUCUCUAAUCAAGUUCUCAGUGAGUUGUUGCCAGAAUUUAAAUACUUAAGGGUGUUUUCUUUACAAGGUUUCUACCUGACGGAGAUUCCCAAUAUUAUUGGAGAUUUGGUGCAUCUGCGUUAUCUAAAUUUUUCUUACACUCUAAUCAAAAUUCUGCCGGAUUCAAUAUGCAAGCUUUACAAUUUAGAGACCUUGCUGUUGCGGGGCUGUUCUAGUCUUGAAGAGCUUCCUUCUGAAAUGGGAUUUUUAAUUAACCUAAGGCAUCUUGACAUAGCAGGUGCAGAUUCAAUAAAAACGAUGCCAAUGGGAAUCGGUGAACUAACCAAUCUCCAAACAUUGACAAAUUUUGUUGUGAGUCAAGACAAUGGUCGUCCGAUUAGCGAGAUGAAGAAUUUGUCUAAUCUUAAGGGUGAACUUUUUAUUACAGAAUUGCAGAAUGUUGUCGAAGCUCAAGAUGCAUGGAUGGCUGGGUUACGUCAUAAGUCGAACCUUCGUGAUUUAGCUUUGGAGUGGAGUUAUAAUGUCGCAGGAAAAGAAAUUCACAAGGACGUGUUGGAUUCACUCCAACCUCCUAAAAUGCUUGAAAGGCUCACCAUCGAAUGUUAUGGAGGUGAAACAUUCCCAAAUUGGAUUGGAGAUCCCUCAUUUGAAAAGCUAUCGAUUCUGAAUCUGUAUGACUGUCCAAAUUGCACAUUAUUACCACCUGUUGGAAGAUUACCGUCGAUAAAAUCGCUUUCUAUCCAGAGGAUGAGUAAGAUAAAAAAUGUGGGUGCUAAUUUUUUUGGAAAGGAUCUGUCGAUUAAUGCAUUUCCGUCACUAGAGAAAUUACGUUUUAAGGACAUGCCAGAGUGGGAGGAAUGGGAUCCCUGUGAAGUUGAUGAAAAUGUAAGGAGUUUCCAACACCUCCAUGAGCUCAUCAUUUCAAAUUGCCCCAAGUUGUCAGGAAGUUUACCUAAUCGUCUUACUUCCUUGAAGAAGCUAGAGAUUAAUAUGUGUGAUCAACUGAGAAGUUUACCUAGUUGUCUUCCUUCCUUGAAGAAGCUAGAGAUUAUUUGGUGUCUACAACUGAGAAGUUUACCUAAUCGUCUUCCUUCCUUGAAGAAGCUAGAGAUUAAUUUGUGUCAACAACUGAGAAGUCUACCUUGUUGUCUUCCUUCAUUGGAGAAACUUGUGAUUGAAGAAUGUGAGCAGUUGGUAGUUUCACUCUCAAGCCUUCCAAAGUUGUCUGACUUGGAAAUUUAUGGGUGCCAAGAGGUGGCGUCUACAAGUUGUACAAAAUCUGGCUCAUUCAUUGAAAAAGUCUCUCUUUCAGACAUUUCAAAAUUCACUUCUCCAAUGGAGGGGAUGAUGUUAGGGUUGAUAAAAGCAGAACGUCUUUAUAUACAUGGAUGUGAGGAGCUAAUUUCUUCAUGGCAGAACCAGGAAGGACCCUCAACACAUUUGAGGCGUCUUCCCUUUUUGGAAAUUGACAAUUGUUCAACAGUUUCCAUAGGUGCAGAGGACGGAAAGGAUGAGCAUAGGCAGUUAGGAAUCCCUUGCCGUAUUGAACAUUUGAGCAUACAUCGUUGUGUAAGGCUAGAAAGGCUAUCAGAAAACCUACACAGCUACAGAUCCCUUAGGGAGCUACAAAUUGAAGGAUGCCCAAGAUUGAUUUCAAUUUCAAAUGGAAACUUGCCUCCAAAUUUAAGACGUUUAACCAUUAAGGAGUGUGAGAAUUUGCAGUACUUGCUGGGUGGAGUAAAUAACAACAUCAACAGCAGGCCUCUUCUAGAGCACUUGGUAAUUGAAAAUUGUAAGUCUCUGAUAUCUUUAUCCUCAAGGGGCGAGUUACCUAUGGGGCUUAAAUACCUCACUAUUAAUAAUUGCCGAGUACUAGAGUCCAUAGCUCAAGAAAUUGAAGAGAACUCUUCCCUUGAAUUAAUAACUAUCGGCAGUUGCAAUAAUUUCAGAUCUUUGCCUCAUGGAUUAAACAAGCUCAACCAUCUUGGGGAGAUUGUUAUUUGGGGUUGUCCAAGUUUGAUUUCCUUCCCUGGAAGUGGGUCAUUUACCACUAAACUCAGAAAGCUUCACCUUUCUAGGUGUGAAAAACUACAGGCCUUACCCAACUGCAUCCACAAUAUCGUCUCUAUGCGAGAAUUGUUCAUAUUGGAUUGUCCACGGGUGAUAUCAUUUCCAGAAGAGGGGUUCCCUCCCAAUCUCACUUCACUUAAAAUCUCGCAACCCAAUAUUUGCAAGUCAGUGAUUGCGUGGGGUUUGCACAAACUCACCUCCCUUAAACAUUUGUACAUCAACGGUGCUUCUGUAGAUGUGGUGUCAUUCCCAUGUGAGGAAAUGCUUCUGCCUCGCACUCUCACCUCCCUCACCAUCUUCGGUUUUCCAAACCUAGAAACUCUAUCCUCCAAGGGCUUUCAAAAUCUCAAAUUUCUUGAAUCAUUGGAUAUCCGAGGAUGCCCCAGGCUCAAAUUCCUCCCAGAAGGGGAGAUGUUUGACUCACUUUUUCAUCUAUAUAUUAUUAACUGUCCAUUGCUAAGAGAACGAUGCAAGAAGGAUGAAGGACAAGAGUGGCCCAAAAUAGCCCACAUACGUUGCAUUCUAAUUGGUUAAUUUGUCACCGGAAGAAACGCCAAGAAAUCAGUCAGUUGGAAGUUGCAGAGGCCAGUGAGUAGUGCCUUUAUAGGAGCACACAAAGUGGUUUGCAAAAGCAGAUGGAAAGACCUGAAAAAGAUGAAUGCUGUUUACUCAGCAGAAGCAUGGAUUACCUUCACUGCUGUCAAAUUGACCAUAUGGCAGCCUGAAUGAGUCAAUACCAAAAUCCCUGCCUCAAUCCCAUUGAGAACUCAAUUUCUUAUAAAUGAUGAGAUAUUAAAGAUUUAUUGCCAGACUUAGGAGUGAGGACAGUGUCAGUGACGCAAAAAUUCCCCCAAGGGAAACAUUGUUUCCUAUGAAAGUGGAUGAAAUAACUUCAAUUCAUUGGUGGUUUCCAAGUUGUUCUGGCAGCAGCUCCUUUCCUACCACAGAAAUCUUUUUUCUCCUCCAUGUCAGCGGUGCAAGCAUAAAUGAUAAGAUAAGGUAAGAACUUUAUCAAGCAGGUAAAAUUGGCUGAGCUGGGACCUUCUGUAAAAGCCAAAUUGAUAUUCUAAAUGUACGUGUUAAAAUUCUUUGUAAUAUUAUUCUGUUGUGCAUUAAUGCUUGGAAGUUUCAUUCCAUUGUAGCUCAAUUCUUCAUAUUGAUGCAUAACAUAUCCUUUCAGUAAAACAUUGAUCAGCAACCUUUGUUUUUCCGAUGAUCAUUUCUUUCAGCUCGGUGGAGCCACAAGUUAAAAUCUUUGCCUGGAUUGAGCUUUUGAAGAUGUAAAGCAAUGCAUCUUAAUGUGUUUUUCUUUUAUACUUGCUUUGAAAACUGUUUGCCUUUAUGUAUGAAGUUUUAACUAUUUAUAGUAGUGACUAAACAUUUUGGUAUGCUUCUUUGAUCUUUAUAAGCAUUCUGGCUCGGCAUAAAGAAACAUCUACGCUGAUCGAGACAAAGUGUUUCAGCUGCUAAGCUCGAGUUUGGUUUGAGGAGCUCAUUUCAAUCAUCAAAUCAGGGGUAUGUACUGUCUUGACAUAAAAGAACACAAACUCAAGCAUCCAUUUAUUCUGCGGAAGCUUCCAAGUAACUAUUCUUAAUUUAUUCUACAGAAUUUCAGCUCAACUUCUUCAUGUGAAACGAGCUUGCAAAAAAGGCCAGUGUUUCCGUAAGGAGUCUAAAUUGAAUCAUCAACCUUCUCCAGUAACAGUCUCAUAUAUUAUGCAAAUCCUGCAUAGUAAUUCCUUCAAAAUGAACGCAAAAAACAUCACAGCGUAUUCUAGGCAAUUUUUGGAGCUUGGAUUUCUGAUGCAACUCACAAUUAUUGCUAUGUUCAAACAACUGAACAUCUUAAGUCGGGAUAUCAGUAUUUGUCAACUGGCCACAAUGGAUCACAAUUCUAGCAUUUGUCAUGCUCAAUUA
Messenger RNA from Durio zibethinus, 6112 nucleotides. The record is from RefSeq and is a predicted model, not a curated record. Lineage: Eukaryota; Viridiplantae; Streptophyta; Magnoliopsida; Malvales; Malvaceae.